GGCAAAUAUGGCCAAAAUUAUGAAACGAGGCAAAAUCCACAGCACUUUUAUUUAUCAUUACGAAAUAUAAAAAUGACUUCUUUGAUUAUAAAACAAAUUACUUCUCGUUGCGGUCUCAGAACUUAUGAAAAAUGCGUUCGUCUUUGUUGGAUCAGACCUUUAUGUGCAAGUACAAAAGAUAGAGGUGCUGCAACAAAAUCAGAACGACGCAGCAAUGCGCCUAAAAUAUAUACAAAGACAGGAGACAAAGGUUUCUCUAGCACUUUCACGGGUGAAAGGAGGCCAAAGGAAGAUGGUGUUUUCGAAGCCCUGGGUGCCACUGACGAGCUGUCCUGCGCUAUAGGAUUGGCCAGAGAGUUUUGCAUGGACCAUGGGCAUGCAUUCAUAGAAGAGCUUGAAAAGAUUCAGUGUGUGCUACAAGAUGUGGGAUCGAAUAUCGCUACACCUCGGUCAUCAGCCAGGCAAAGUCACAUAAACAAGACCAUGUUCAGUGGACAGCCCAUCUCUGACCUGGAAUGCUGGAUUGACAAAUACACAGAGGAACUUCCUCCACUGACCAACUUCAUUUUACCUUCUGGAGGGAAGAGCAGUGCAGCGCUGCAUGUGGCUCGCUCAGUGUGCCGGAGGGCGGAGCGCAGUGUCGCCCCUAUUGUACGGUCAGGCGAAGUCGACGCAGAAGUGGCCCAGUUCCUGAACAGGCUUAGUGAUUACCUGUUCACCAUAGCCAGGUAUGCGGCCAUGAAAGAGGGCAGUAAGGAGACCAUCUACAGGAGGCCUGAAUGAGGAGCUGUCGGGGUGCGGAAAGGCAAACAAAAUGGAGGCGCACACAAGACUCAAUCUCCACCGCACAGGAGUGCAGCUCAGCAGUGUGUCCAGGAGUAAAGCUAUGGCACGUGAAACAGUCCAGCUAUUUGAUCACUGUAAACCACCGCGACUCAACUCCACGUCCUGCGGGCCGCAGUGUCAGCAGGGGUUCCCGUCAGCCGUACGCUAGACCACCUGAUUUGACUAAUUAGCUUAUCUGAACCAAGCAGGUGAAAUAAUGAGUGAAAUCUGGUGGUGUAGCGCACUGUAAGAGCGAAUGCCUGCUGACACUGCGGCCCACAGGAUGUGCAGUUGAGUCACGCUGCUGUAAACUUUGCUUCCAUCACAAAAUGUAAAUUAUGAAAUAUUGUAAUAUUGUAUUGUUCUGAAACUAUAUAAUUGUAUUCAUGCCAAAUAAAGUGUUUUCACACUUUCUUUCUGUUCAUAUGAA
Conger conger (European conger) is the source of this 1255-nucleotide messenger RNA. It is a transcript of the gene mmab, whose product is annotated as metabolism of cobalamin associated B. The record is from RefSeq and is a predicted model, not a curated record. Gene Ontology annotation, molecular function: corrinoid adenosyltransferase activity. The coding region runs from base 73 to 783 and encodes 236 amino acids. The transcript is spliced from 9 exons. NCBI's taxonomy places the organism in Eukaryota, Metazoa, Chordata, Actinopteri, Anguilliformes, Congridae.